ACGUAGUUGAAGAAGGUUGUCUAUGUCUAUACGACGCGUCGCAUCGCAUCGCUCAGAAGGUAUAAAGGUGAUAGCUCUACAGAUACACUGAUACAGAGAAGGUCGAGACGCUGGCUACAACCAUAGUGCAUUCAAAACCUCACUCUACCAUCGACCGCAUAUCCCCUUACUUCAACAUGCGCGAAGCUAAAUAUAUCCCGCCCUCAGCGACCCGACCCGACACCCAAAACAACCAGAAUAUACCUUCAAAAGCCAACCUCGAUAACGCUACGACAGCUCAAAGCAAACCCAAGCGUCGCACGAAGAAGUAUCGCGCGAUCGAACGUCCUGACGGUAUCAUCGUCGAGUAUCCUCGGUAUCGACCGGCAGGCUCAUCGCAGAAGCCAACAAUCGGGUUCAAACAAGACUCGAUCCCUUCGAACUACAAUUGCACGCAACACAAACCCACAAAAGAACCAACGCCGAGCAAUGCAAGACACGAUCUUGUGGGCAUAGGGAGUUCUUUCUGUGAGGUGUCUGCAGAUAACAUCGGUAGUGACGUGUGUAUCGGACCUCUAGGAAGAGGAAGAGCAGGAUACAACGAAGAGGCUACAUGCGAGAAUGCAUGUAUUCAAAUAGUCGCGGACAGAGGCGAGCAGCAGCUCUACCACGGGUCUACGCCGAUGGCUCGUUUCCUACUUGAGCAAGGGCCUUGGAGUUCUUUUCCCCUCCACAAAGUUCCACAAGAGCCUUUGGAACUAUACAGGCCUUCAGCGUCAUUAGUGUCGAAAGGCAUUGCUACGGGGGGAGACUCGGCAUUUUGGUGCAUUUGAUCGUACCGAAGUCCUCUAAUUCUUAUCCAUACACGCCUCAAGAAACAAUUUUGAGCAAGCGGUGCGCGUUGUGGAUCAA
Messenger RNA from Alternaria alternata, 891 nucleotides. RefSeq lists its product as hypothetical. The coding region runs from base 177 to 812 and encodes 211 amino acids. Lineage: Eukaryota; Fungi; Ascomycota; Dothideomycetes; Pleosporales; Pleosporaceae. The record is from RefSeq and is a predicted model, not a curated record. The transcript has a single exon.